AUGGCUCGUAUUGACUGGAUAAGUAAGUUGCCUGAAGAGCUGCUCUUGAGAAUAUUGUCUUUACUGCCUGCGAGAGAUGUUGUGGCCACAAUGGUUCUGUCCAAGAGGUGGCAGUUUCUAUGGAUGAAUGUGUCGAGACUCGUAUACGACGAUACUUAUCAGGGUAUUGAGCAUAAAAGUUUUUCGCGGUUUGUAGAGAGAUCCUUGCUUUUGCACGAGGCUCCAGUUCUAGAGCUUCUGCAUUUCAAGCUUCGUAAAAGUUCCAGUGUUGUGGAUAUUGGAUUAUGGACUAGGAGUUUAAGUAGACGCCAUGUGAGUAAGCUGGUUAUCAAGAUUGACAGUUCUUCUUGUACAGAACCACCCAUCCUUCCGAGGAGUUUGUACACGGCGUGUGGAAUGCUUGUGACUUUGAAGCUAAACAACACGGUUCUUGCUGAUUUUGAUUCUUCCUCGUUUUCUUUCCCAUCCCUAAAAACUUUAAGCCUUGUAUCCGUGGAGUACCCAAACCAGGAGUUCGUCGACAGUCUUUUAUCACGUUGUCAUGUUCUUGAAGAUCUGGAUGUGGAACAAUGUCAAGAUGACAACGUGACUGUUUUCAACGUCAGAGUGCCUUCCCUAAAGAGUUUAGUCUUGGAUAAAUCAGAAACGAGCGAUACAUCUGGUGAAGAUGUGUAUGUGAUAGAUGCUCCUUCUUUGGAAUACUUGGAUAUCUAUGAUCUUUCGGGUGGAUCUUGCGUCAUUGAGAAUAAUAUGCCUAGCAUUGUUGAUGCACUUCUUUAUGUCAGUUAUGAGCAUCCUGUGAACAUUCUUGGUUUUAUUACCUCAGUCAAACGCCUCAAUCUAUGUUUACCAACCUCAAAGCAAUUGUAUCCUGUUAGUACUGUUUUCCACCGUCUUGUGCGUCUAGAGCUAUGCACAUGUGAGAAGUCAUGGUUAAAAGUACUUAUGCGUAUGCUAAGAGUUUCACCUAAUUUACAAUCUCUCAAGCUCCAAAAGUUCCAUGACAUUGAUUUUGAUGAUAGUCCGCGCCCGCGCUGGAGGGAACCAGGCACAGUUCCUCAAUGUCUGUCAUCGAGCCUUGAAACUCUUGAAUGGGUAAGAUAUGAAGGAACCAAAGAAGAGAGAGAGCUUGUAGCAUUCAUCUUAAGAAAUGCAAAAUGUUUAGGGAAUGUAACUAUAAGCCUUAAAUCCACUAAACGAAACAAGAAGAAACUUGCGAUGAUCAAGGAGUUGUCAUUUCUGUCAAGGUGUUCAAGUACCUGUCAUCUUAUAUUUGAUGAAGUUGCUCCGUCUGAUUCAGAGAGAUGA
Messenger RNA from Thlaspi arvense, 1308 nucleotides. Lineage: Eukaryota; Viridiplantae; Streptophyta; Magnoliopsida; Brassicales; Brassicaceae. The record is from the annotation of a GenBank genome assembly.